AUGCAUCGUUUUCGCAAAAAAUCGGACGCGAAGCGGCCCAAUAAUCUACACCCCGUCUCAGUGGCUGAAUCUGUGGAUUCUUCUCGGGAACUUUACGAGACGAUUCCAGCUCCAACUUCGGCUCCAGACAGUCUCCCAGAACUACCAAGCUCAAGCGAUUUUCGCACUUCCCUCAUUCUUACCGAUCUUUCACGACGUUUCACCCUACUAAGCGCUGUUUCAACAGAGUCUGCUUCUGUUGACGCUCUCAGGCUUCGACUCGCUAGUCAACGGGCACGCGGGGCAGAGAAUCAAAUUUCGGAGGAGGAGGAGGACAUGGUGCUGUCAACAUUGGGUUUGGGCUCAAAGCAACCGACGGGAGAUGAGUUUUCAGUUGCCUCUACCUCCAACACCAGCCUUUCCAGCAAACGCUACAGCAAUAAUUUGUUUGGCUCCAAUCGUUUUCGCGACUACAGCUAUAUUCGCAGUGUUCAGAGUAAAGCUUCCAGCAUUCGCACAAUGGAUUCAACAAGGACCCACACUGCUUCGCACGAUAGUUUAGCCGGUCCUUCAGAAACCAACGAGACUUCCGUGGAGUCUCAGGGUGUCCGUUCUGCCCCGCUCAUUGCCCCAGCUCCAUACGGUGGUCAGCCGCUUUCUGUUGCCGAAUACCGACUUUCCAAAUCUCUAGGCCAUUCUGGUCUACGCCGAGCAUCGUUAGCUUUAGAGGAAGCCAUAAAAGCUAUCGAGGAGGAAGCAGAGGAUGAAAUAGUAAUGCCUCGGUCGGCACCCAUUACUCGGGGAAGUUUCGACAGAGAGACGAGAGAGCCAGAUAAUGAAGCUGGCAUGGCUAUAUCGUCUGACAAACAUAUCAGUUUGGAGCCAGAUUCGCCACGAGCAUCGCCAAUACCGUCACGCACAAUGCCCGGCUAUGUCCCUGGUAUGCCGCGACCAAUGACUCCCCGUGACACGAGCGACUUCGAUGAGCAACGAUCCUAUUCUACAACUCCUAGAGCAAGUUCGCCAACCGUAGUCUCGCCUUCGCCCAUUGUUCCAUCAAGACAGACAACAUUACCUCCCAGCCAUUCUCCUCGCCCUAAGUCUCCCAAUGUUUUGGCUUCGUCUCCCAUAUUCCUCCAACGCUCUUUAAAUGGACGAUACACCCCCGAGGAACCUCAGCAUGCUGAUUCCGAUGCAACCGCGUCUUUGCCAUGGCGUCGACCGACUUCCCCACUCUCGACCGCCUCGUUUCAACCAUUGGCUGUUCCUGUCAGACCAACCACGCCUUCAAAUGUCACGUGGACACCUAACGGCAACCCACGACACAAUCGAGAUGGCAGUUGGGCUAGCGAUUUCUCAGAAGCAUCUCCUUCCCGAUCCGUGCGAUCCCCAGCGCUGCCCGAUUCACCCCUUAUGGGCCCUGGACACACUAAUAUGAAUUCAUUUAGUUCGACCUUCUCGUCCACCUCUUCAGUCGACUUACCACGCCCAAUGUCUUCUAUCUCUGGGGUUGACCUGGGUUCCCCGGUCAUGGGAGGACACAGACCUUUGAGAUCACCAACUCCUACACAGAUUACCAGCCGCUCGCCGACCUCUGGCACGUUUUCUCUGAAUGAUGCAUCGCCUAAGAAUGGUAGCCGACGUUCCUCUAAUCAGAACACGCCAUCCACUCCUUUCACCCUUGGUCCAUUCCAGCCACUCUUCUCCCCGAUUGCAAAUUCCUCUCGAUCUUCCCUUGAGUCAGCUGGGUCUAGCUUUCACUCCUGGGACGUGGACAGGAAAGAUCAGACUGCCUCCCUCUUUGCCGAUGGAGAAGUUCCACGACCCAUAUGGCACGAGAUCUCCUCCGCUAAUGGCCAACAAAAUUCAGACUCUCCCAAUAGCUUUUCCGAUGAUGGCGAAGCUGAAGAGAUCAUCUUUAGCUACGCCGGUUUGAACAAAGUUGACUUCCAGUCCAUCCAGGAGAAACUUGUGACCGCUGCUGUUGCCAAAACGGCACCAGUCGAACUUCAGCCUCGUCGUUCUCCUUCUCUCCGCAGGCGGCGUCCAUCUACGUCGCAGUCGAAUUAUUCGCUGAACAAUGGUCGAAUUAUCAGUCCCUCGCCAACUGCUGUAGGACAAACGUUUGAGACAUAUCCCGGAAUAAUGAAUGGGAUAUUUGACGGUUUUUUGUCUCCGACAGCCCCCGUCGAUACUUCUGGCGAGGCUUCGCCCAACGGGCAGGCUCCUUCACCGACCCGUCGUGCACGUGAUCUUACACAUGUCCUAUUUGGCGAAAACUCUGCGCAGGUCUUGACCGUUGGUGGUGGGGAGCACGCACAGGUUCCUAAUUCUGCCCCACUCGAUGCAUCGUUUCCUCAUACCGAAGUUCCCCCCUCUUCUGCUUCCGCAACAUGGCCCUACCCCAUUUCCCGCAAUCCCUCCACUCCAAGGCUACCGCAAUCAGCAGAAGAGCAUGCCGAACUUGCCAGAGAGGUGCAAAGAAAAACUGAAGCUGCCAUGGUCAUGUUGCAGAAACAACCAUCAACAUCCAACCUCGCACUGCCCCACAAACCUCCGACGGCUCGUAAACGCAUAAGUCCCAGUCAGAUUUCGACCCCGCAACUGGUCUCAGCUUCCACCAGUGUAGAUACCAUCCCUCUACCUUCCCCCGCGUUAGGCGGCGGACCCUCCAAGAUUGGAUCUCGACUACAACGGCUGAGAGGCUCCCUUCGAGCAAAAACGAUGCCCACCGCCGAAGACGUGACACCAUUUCCCAUGGAGUUGCGGUCACCUCCUGCUGUCCAAAGCGCUCGAUAUGACCCAGUCAAGGUUCGACCUCCUGGUGCGCCAAUACCAGCCAGUGCGACAACGGAGGUGGAGGGAUUCAGAGUGCCAAUUCCCAGUCCUCCAGCUUCAGCCGGACCGGGUCUGAAAGGAAUCAUUGCCCGAUUCCGUGGUAAGCAGCGUGCCAGUGAGACAGGGGCAGAACCCGAUGUUCGAAGAAUGCGUGGACCAUUACCACAUCUUUCACCUACGAGCACUGACAACUUUCACUCUACUCCGUCUGGAUGGCCUUCCCAUUCGCUUAAUCGCUCACCCUCCGACUCUUCUCCUCCUGAAUCAGCAGGAUACCUUCGCUCUCCUUCGUCAGCUACGACUCCCACUCACCUUGAUCAAUCCACUAUGGCCUCUCGCCAAGUCACUGCGCCUCUUUACAGUCCACGUCAUCACGUUUUACCCAGCAUUGAGACAACAUCUGCAGACGAAAACGAUGCCAUAAGGCAAUUAUUCGAUGCAGCGUCGAAUCUAGGGUUGGAUCAAGGCGCUCUCAACGAUCUUUUAGCCCGAUCUGGUUCAACGCGAUCAACAGACUGGGCUGGACUAAGUCGCAACAACUCCAAGAGUGCUAGUCGUCCAGGGAACCACAAAAGCCAUAUUCCGUCUGCACCCCCUCCGCCUCCUCCAGAAACCCCGCCGCAACCUGACCAUCUACGCCGUCCAAAAGAAGGAGGGAACGAAAAGAGCCCAGUUGUUCGCAGGACCAUCAUAUAUGCCUCUGACACUAGAGCUUCAACGAUAGACGUUAGUGCGCUGGUAAGGAAGCAAUCUUCGCGUCGUCGUAGAGCAAGCGCCACUUCUGUCUCGAGUCGCUCUAUCCAUGAUCGUGUACCUACACCACCACCAGUCAAAAGCGCAUCAGGCCGCCGUUUCUCAACUGAUAACCCACCUGUCCCCCUGUUACCCGGGUCCAAACCCAAUCGUCUGUUGAUACCCCCAGUCCCAAAUACCGGCUCCAAUUACGACUCUUUGUAUGACAUGUAUGCCGAGAAGCCGGGCCUUUCACCUGCUACUGAUCGCGGCCCGACUGUUCCGGAGCCGUUGCCUGCCGUCGAAGUUGUCGAGUUCGAGAAUGGAGAGACAAUCUGGUCAAUCGUUAACGGCUUACGAGAUGCGGACGAUUAUGCUGAAGGCUUUAAUCGCACAAGUUUUGGGUCGGAUUACUCAAUCCGCGACACAGGCAAUGACGGAAUGCAAGUCUUCUUUCGGGAGCAUGGGCGAAAGAACAGUGGCUCUUCAUUCUUACAACGCAAGAAGACACUCACGGCUGCGGCCAAGUCUCGGCCUGAAACUAAGGUGUAUUAUAGCUCCCCAACAGAGAUUGGUCGCCUCAUAGAGACCAUCUCCUCAGGAACAGAGGCAGGGUCGUUCAAUAUCCUUGCCAACCGGCCUGUUCAUUCCGCGGCCUCUUCGGUGUCAGAGGCAGACUGGACAGUGGAAGACCGCAUUGAGCAUUUGCUUGCGGGUGUCCGGCGAUGA
Molecule: messenger RNA, 4278 nt
Organism: Mycena indigotica
Lineage: Eukaryota; Fungi; Basidiomycota; Agaricomycetes; Agaricales; Mycenaceae
Exons: 8
Coding region: 1-4278 (1425 amino acids)
Source: RefSeq, a predicted model, not a curated record